AUGACAUCUCUCAAAGGACUUUACUUUAAGGGCUUCACGAAAACACUUCUCCUCAAAAUGCUAAUCUCAUUCUUCUUCCGCGGUGCCUUUGCUCAAGAAAGCACCAUUCUUAUGUCGGAAAUCACUGAGCUCAACUGUCCAAAACCAAUGAUUUGGUACACCGACUCUAACAUCACCACCGACAUGUACUGCAUAAAUAGAUGUUGUCUGCCUUGCCCAUACCUCGACAAUUUCUAUCCCGAUGGUGAAUUGGACAGAACAUACAAGACGUUUGCCGUGUUCGGAAUUGUUAGCUUCUCUAUCAUGCUCAUACUGGCCGCCUUGUUCUUGGUAUUGCCUAGUCAAAGGAAUAACCAGACCACCAAACAAAUUUUGUUACCGUUAGUGUUAAGCGUUUGUUGUUUCGAAUUUGCGGAAUUUUUCACUUUGCAACAGCAGAAGAGUCAAUGCACAAAUCCCGUCUUAAGAGCAAACAUAAGUGAUAACCAUUACUGUGCGACACAAGCAUUUUUUACACUCGGCGGUGCGUACGCUGUAGCCUCCUGGGCAGCAUUGCUCAUGUUGCAUUUACACUUGAUCUCGGUCUGGCGUUCGGAAUUCAUCACUCGCAACAUCUUCUAUUUCAAUGUAUACAUCUGGGGUACAUCCUUCCUGGCCGCUGUUAUACCAAUGUCGAUUGGCAAAGUGGAAGCCAAUAACAUCUGUUUCAUUCAAUAUGACUACGCUUCCAUCUAUUACUAUUUCUUGAGCUUUAUUUACGUCGCAUUCCUGGCUCACCUGAUAACUUUUUCUCACAUGGCCAAGGUGACAAUAAAAGCGAACUGGAGGCUUUCGAAUGGAUCAACGACCAACAAACGUGUCUCAAUCGUGGAAGCUCAGCGUACGUUUAACCAUGUGAAAACCAUAUUCGCUUUACAAUGGCGUGCAUUGUUUGGCGCGAUCCUGAUGUUGGCGGUUUAUGUGGUUAAUUGGAGCUAUUUUGACGUUUUUAGCUCAUCCACCAUUGAUUCUACAUUGUUUUCUCAAUGGUUCCAAUGUCUACUGAAUGGCGGUUCGCAAACUUCUUGCGUCCCCCAAACCAUUCCAUCAAUCAAUUGGACUAUCGUGCUUCUCUUCGCCAAUCGUGCCCUUGGCAUAUUGAUCUUUCUCAUUCUCGCUGCCAAAAAAAUAAUUCUCGUCGAAGUUUGGAAUCUACUCAACGGUCGUAUCGAUCUGCGAUCAUCAUCAUCCUCCUUUCUCCCUAGAAAUCAUGGAAACAUUUCAAUGAGUUCCAUCGAACGGGGAGAAAGACUUGGAAGAGCAAAUGAAGCUGACAUCAGGGUAUCCGGAAUUACUUCGGGUCUUGGAAGCAUGUCAAGCGAUAUCGAGGACACAAAAAGCUCGCGGACAUCUUACUCUUCCAUGACAUCGUCAGACGUUUCUCCAUCCACGAUUAUGUCACUUCCAGGAAGAACUUUGCAUCCACCGUCACUCGGACUUGUGCCGAUUCCCGUGUCAGGAAGAGAAUCAACAACCACUUCGCACCCAUCACCAUCAAUUCCCGCGAGAGCGUCACUCGGGCUUGUGCCAAUUCCCGUGUCAGGAAGAGAAUCAACAACCACUUCGCACCUAUCACCAUCGAUUCCCGCAAGAGCGUCACUCGGACUUGUACCGAUUCCCGUGUCAGGAAGAGAAUCAACCACCUCGCAUCUAUCACCAUCGACUCCCGCAAGAGCGUCACUCGGACUUGUGCCGAUUCCCGUGUCAGGAAGAGGAUCAAAAACCACUUCGCACCUAUCACUACAGGCUCCCGCAAGAACGUCACUCGUGUCAGGAAGAGGACUAACCACUUCGCUCAUGUCAUCAUCGACUCCCGCAAGAACGUCACUCGUGUUAGGAAGAAAAUCAUCCACUUCGCACCUAUCAUCAUCGACUCCUUCAAGAGCGUCACUCGGAGUUCUGCCGAGAUCCUCAUUAAAUAUACGACUUCCCCUAAGACAUUCCACCAACCGUAUUUCGUUUUCCGGCGAAAUUUCAGAAAGUAGCAAGCGGACGUCGUCUAAUUCAUCAUCUAAUUCUGGUAGUGCAGCAAAGGGAAAAGUCAAUGUUGCUGUGCCAAAUGGUGGUUUUGUGGUAAAAGCCAAUCGAACGUAUGAACGGAAUAAACGACGUUCUCGGGAGUUGGCGAAAAAGAUAGCGAGGAACAGUAUUUCCGAGAUUUCGGAGGAUGAAGAAGAGGCAUCGGAAGAUGAUAAAGGGAAUAUACAGGAGAGAGGGUCAAAGGACGGCAAUGAUGACAAGAUGUCGGAAAAAAGAACGACAUUCGGAGAAGGGAUGGUAUCAGUGUUUGUACUUUCUAAAAAUAGUCAAAGUGAUGGUGGAGAUGGAAAUGGAAAGGUGGAAACAGUAAUCGGAUGUAUCCGAGGAAACGAUCAUGCCGACCUGAAUCAUUUAAUUUUAAAGCUUAGGGAGUUAUUGAUGUACUUACCUGACGGCGUCGGGUAUCAAUAA
This is a messenger RNA of Acaulospora morrowiae, 2490 nucleotides long. The record is from the annotation of a GenBank genome assembly. Lineage: Eukaryota; Fungi; Glomeromycota; Glomeromycetes; Diversisporales; Acaulosporaceae.